AUGUUAUACGAAUUAAUCAGUGUUGUGCGUAUCAAAAAUCCACUAGUUCCCAAUAAAGAUGCCAAGGAUUUAGCGACGACUAUUGGGAAGUUAAUUAUUAAUAACAGAGGUGUGGUAAGAAGGAUUAUACCCAUGGGCAGCAAGUUAUUGCCGAACAUAUACAAGAAAGAUCAAGAGAGGCAUUUUAAAGGUUACCAUUUCCUAAUGUUGUUCGAUGCCUCAGCACCUGUACAGUCUGAAGUGUUGAGAACACUAAAAAGUGAUCCUCGUGUAAUUAGAUCCUCUAUUAUCAAGGUUGACGAUAAGAAACAUUUGGAUGUUGCUAGUUCUAUCGAAAGGGCUAAUGGUUAUGGUAGCAUUUUAGAUACGGUUAACAGCGAACAAUCUUGGGAAUAA
This is a messenger RNA of Eremothecium cymbalariae DBVPG#7215, 396 nucleotides long. RefSeq names its product mitochondrial 37S ribosomal protein bS6m (gene MRP17). NCBI's taxonomy places the organism in Eukaryota, Fungi, Ascomycota, Saccharomycetes, Saccharomycetales, Saccharomycetaceae. The transcript has a single exon. Gene Ontology annotation, cellular component: mitochondrial small ribosomal subunit; ribosome. Gene Ontology annotation, molecular function: structural constituent of ribosome; small ribosomal subunit rRNA binding. The coding region runs from base 1 to 396 and encodes 131 amino acids. Gene Ontology annotation, biological process: translation. The record is from RefSeq and is a predicted model, not a curated record.